AUGGCGGGCCUCUUCGGCACGACGACGUCGACGACGACCAGCACGCUGGGCGAUCUCAAAAACGACGUAGAGCUGGGCAGCCCGCCGGAGGAUAGCAUCACUGACCUGUCCUUCAAUCCUAAUCCCAACGACCCCAAGGACUUCCUGGCGGUUUCCAGCUGGGACAAGAAGGUGCGCGUGUAUGAGAUCGCUGCGAACGGCCAGAACCAGGGAAAAGUGCAAAUGGAGCAUGAGGGGCCUGUUUUUGCUGUAGAUUUCUUUAAGGACGGCACCAAGGUCAUCUCGGCCGGCGCCGACAAGCAGGCCAAGGUGCUCGACCUAGCGUCGGGCCAGGCCAUGCAGGUUGCUGCACACGACGCGCCGAUCCGCUGCGUCAAGUACUUCGAGGCGGGAGGCACGCCGAUGGCUGUGACGGGCUCGUGGGACAAGACCAUCAAGUAUUGGGACUUCCGCAGCGCGACGCCCGCCGGCACCGUGCAGUGCCAGGAACGCGUGUACACGAUGGAUGUUAAGGAGAACCUGCUAGUAAUCGGCACGGCGGACCGCUACAUUGACGUCAUCAACCUAAAGGAGCCCGUCAAGUUUUACAAGACCCUGCAGAGCCCGCUCAAGUGGCAGACUCGGGUGGUGAGCUGCUUUACCGACUCUCAGGGAUUUGCGAUCGGCAGUAUUGAGGGCCGCUGCGCGAUUCAAUAUGUUGAGGACAAGGAUCAGAGCAUGAACUUCUCCUUCAAAUGCCACCGCGACACCCCGCAAAAUAACGUGACCAACGUGCACGCGGUCAACGCCAUCUCCUUCCACCCGCAACACGGCACGUUUAGCACGGCCGGUAGCGACGGUACCUUCCACUUCUGGGACAAGGACGCGAAGCAUCGGCUCAAGGGCUACCCGAAUGUGGGUGGCAGCAUUACGGCAACCAAGUUCAACCGCAACGGCACCAUAUUUGCGUACGCCAUCAGCUACGACUGGUCCAAGGGCUACCAGGGAAACACGGCCAACUAUCCGACUAAGGUCAUGCUGCAUCCUGUGUUGGGCGACGAGUGCAAGCCGCGUCCGAGUGUUAAGAAGAGGUAA
Molecule: messenger RNA, 1074 nt
Organism: Thermochaetoides thermophila DSM 1495
Lineage: Eukaryota; Fungi; Ascomycota; Sordariomycetes; Sordariales; Chaetomiaceae
Product: putative RNA export protein
Exons: 3
Coding region: 1-1074 (357 amino acids)
Biological process (GO): RNA export from nucleus; transcription-dependent tethering of RNA polymerase II gene DNA at nuclear periphery
Cellular component (GO): nuclear pore
Molecular function (GO): ubiquitin binding; RNA binding
Source: RefSeq, a predicted model, not a curated record